AUGCCGGGGAUGCUUGGUAGCAUCGAUUGUACACAUGUCGAGUGGUUAAAUUGUCCAAGACACUUGAAAGGACAAUAUACGAGAGGCGACCAUGGCGUUCCCACUACUAUGCUUGAGAUAACCGCUUCUCAAGACUUGUGGAUUUGGCAUGCUUAUUUUGGUGCUCCUGGUUCAAACAACGACAUCAACGUGUUGAACCAAUCCGACUUAUAUAAUACGGAGCGAAAUGGCACGACCCCGGAUAGUUCAUUCGUCGUUAAUGGUCGACAGUACAAACACGGAGAAAAGAUUCAAGAAAUUACAAGGGGGGAGAGGAAAGAUGUGGAGCGUGCUUUUGGGGUUCUAAAAGGAAAAUGGAAGAUUCUUAGACGUCCUCUCCGACCACUGAUCAAAGAGAAGAUUGGUCAGUAUGUUUACGCGGCGUGUAUUUUGCAUAACAUGGUGAUAAAAGGUGAUGGUCGAGCUAUCUCGCCGGUUCACAUCAUGGACAAACCGGUCCAACCGGUGUGGGACGAUACCUUUUACGCGGAGUUGCUAAACGAAGACAUCCAUCAUCGUCUUCGUUAUGACCUCACUGAACACGUGUGGGCUCAAGACUUGGGACAUCUCGACGACUAG
This is a messenger RNA of Erigeron canadensis, 618 nucleotides long. RefSeq lists its product as uncharacterized. Bases 1 to 618 code for a protein of 205 amino acids. NCBI's taxonomy places the organism in Eukaryota, Viridiplantae, Streptophyta, Magnoliopsida, Asterales, Asteraceae. The transcript has 2 exons. The record is from RefSeq and is a predicted model, not a curated record.